Lentinula edodes (shiitake mushroom) is the source of this 846-nucleotide messenger RNA. RefSeq lists its product as uncharacterized. Lineage: Eukaryota; Fungi; Basidiomycota; Agaricomycetes; Agaricales; Omphalotaceae. The coding region runs from base 108 to 608 and encodes 166 amino acids. The record is from RefSeq and is a predicted model, not a curated record. The transcript is spliced from 3 exons.
GUUUUUUGUUUUUUUCAAUUACGUUCAGGCUUGUAUAUUUUCCACGUGGUAUAGUUGUUUAAAUAUCAAUCUUCGGGGUAUUCUGAACACUCCAUCUUGAACCCUGAAUGACCAUGUCGAGCGCUCGAACCAAGUUUGAUGAAUUAUUUCCUCCUGUUUUGGAGCUAAAUUCUCCGCCUCUUAUAUCCACUAUGCCUGUUGAAAAUAUCCCGACCCCAAGAUAUCUUCUGGGUUGGGUUAUGUCUUGGGGUGAUGCGAUGGAUCACUUUGGUAGAGGUGGAGACGAUUAUCAGAGGGACCCCUUUGGUUAUUUUAACCGGGGUGUUCUAACUCCAAACUGGAUCAAGAUAACGGAAAAUGCACCUGCCAGUAUUUUUCGAAGACAUCCUCAGCAUAUACGUUCACCACGAGUAAUCAAUUGUCCCAAGAAUGGUGCUCCCCCAGGCGAAGACUUCAUGAAGUAUGUCAUCAUUCGCAUUGCACGGAACAGCCCAAGUAAAGGAAUGAGUUUAUACGAGGAACACAAGGAAAAAAUCAUCGAAGCAGCAAUGGAAGCUAUCAAUUUUCCUGCGGAGAAGCGAGCUGAACUGAAAUGGUACAGAAUCUAAGUAGAACUUUUGACUGGUACUUGAUACUUGUGUCUUUUGUGUAAAAUGUAUAUCCGUUCCUUCAACUUGAAAUGUUCUUGGGUCUUUUAAGGAGUAUUGCCUUGCAGACGCAGCCGCAUAGUUAUCUGUGGGAUAGGAUAGGAUAGGAUAUGAAUUAUACUGGCGAGGUCCGAUUCCCGAACAACCAGUUUACCAUGUAUUGUACAAUAUUACAUAAUGUUGUACAAUAAUGGAACAC